AUGCAUCUGGAUCAGCACAGUGAUCACACCUACACCCAGCGCCAAGACGGAAGACUCCCUCACGAGAUAUCCCCAGCAGAAGUCAAAGACCGCGUGCUGAAGGCACUACGCAAGAACAAGCCAACAGAAGUUGCUGAAAUCGUCGGAAUAGGAACGACGAAAACUGGAUACAUUACAAAAGUGGUCAGACCACGGUUCGGGAUCAUGGUUCACCGCACCCCGACUCGCGAGGUCGCCAAAAUAACGGAGGAAAAUAAGCUUAAUAACAAGGAAUUCAAAAUUGUGGAUAUUGCAUGGCUCAAGAGGAGGGACUCCGACCUAGGAGCGUCUGCGUCGCUUGGAAUCUGGUUCGAUGACCUAGAGGCCACAGAAAGGGCGAUACACGACGGCAUGGUCUUUGGACAUGGGUAA
This is a messenger RNA of Histoplasma capsulatum G186AR, 411 nucleotides long. RefSeq names its product zinc knuckle domain-containing protein. The transcript is spliced from 2 exons. Bases 1 to 411 code for a protein of 136 amino acids. NCBI's taxonomy places the organism in Eukaryota, Fungi, Ascomycota, Eurotiomycetes, Onygenales, Ajellomycetaceae. The record is from RefSeq and is a predicted model, not a curated record.